UUCAACACAGUCGGCUAUCAAGCACUGCACGAUGAUAUCCAAAAUGAUUACUGCCACUUUAGCCUUGGUCCUUUUCGGGGUAGUAGCAGCGGGUCCUGUUGCUGAACCCGAACCCGAAGCUAAUCCUGGAUUCCACCGAGGAUUUGGUGGAGGAUUUGGAGGAUUUGGUGGAGGAUUUGGAGGCCACGGAUUCGGAUACGGAGGCUACCGAGGAAAGAGGAGCCCAGUAGCUGAACCCGAAGCUGAGCCUGGAUUUAUUCACCGAGGAUUUGGUGGAGGAUUUGGAGGAUUUGGUGGAGGAUUUGGAGGCCACGGAUUCGGAUACGGAGGCUACCGAGGAAAGAGGAGCCCAGUAGCUGAACCCGAAGCUGAGCCUGGAUUCAUUCACAGAGGAUUCGGUGGAGGAUUUGGAGGAUUUGGUGGAGGAUUUGGUGGACAUGGUGGCCGAUAUUAUGGUUAAGGCAAAACUGUGAAGAUCCGACUUAUGUUUUGGCUAUAAAUAUAAGUGAAUAAAGACCUUUUUUGAAACAA
This is a messenger RNA of Macrobrachium nipponense, 531 nucleotides long. RefSeq lists its product as uncharacterized. Lineage: Eukaryota; Metazoa; Arthropoda; Malacostraca; Decapoda; Palaemonidae. The record is from RefSeq and is a predicted model, not a curated record. The coding region runs from base 32 to 460 and encodes 142 amino acids. The transcript has 2 exons.